AUGCAAGUCAAAAGUCACUCAAUCGAGUUCAGAGACAUCCCUCGUGAUCGAGCCGAUACCUCGGUCAGAGACAAGCCUGUCGUCACUUUCAAGGAGGACGUUAGUUUUGCAAAGGACAACGCUGCCUAUAGGAAAGACGGAGCAAAGGGCAACAGUGAAGAGAACAAUGGCGCCGUCCCUGCAAGCAAGAAGCCGGAAAUCAAGACUCUCUACAUUGAAACUACAUUAGGCGAAACCCUUUGGUUCGAGGAUGAGUCCCGUUAUUCUGUGAGGAAAAUCGAAGUCGAGGAUGUUAAGAAAUUUGCCGUGAUCCAUAUACGGUAUAUAGCAGACGGUCUCCAAAGUCACAGCAUCGUGAUCCAGUCGCCGCGCCUGCAGAAGGCUUUGAAACCAGUGUUUCAAUACGAUCCCGAAAUCGAUUCCACACCGCCGACAUUGCAGAUAAUGCCUCCGUUCGAUUGCUUCAUCCACGGAUUGGAACAACUUAAAGAUGUCAAAGAUGAAGAGGCGCAUCCCGAGACCAAAGCGUACAUGGGUCUGCUCUACAACAUGAUGGAGGAGCAGCUGAAGAAAAGUGUGAAAACCCGAGAACACUGCUUGAAAACUCGAACGGUUGCAUUCGCGGAUCUGUGGACUAUUUACUCCCCCGGUUGUGGAGUCUUGUAUCGCGGGCGCGAUGACAAUCCUGUCGGAGGUCGCCAGCCUGGAUACUGCGGUCAUCUUGAAGCGUUUCAAGUUAUAAGGGGGUCAUAUAAACCAACCAAGGACGACAAGCUACUUUAUGUUCUUAAAUGCAGGUUUAUCGGCAUGUGGCACGGCUUGGCCUGGUACCAAGCCGAGUUCGAAAUUCCCCAAUAUAAAGGGCAUAAAGAGUUCGCCUCCCUGCCCCUGCCUCCGCUCGAGGGCCACGAGCGUCAAUUGGAGUUUACAAAGCUGCUCUGCGGGAGAGGCCAGAAGUUUGUGAACCUUGUAACUUCCUCCUCGGCCUGCCGCAAAGACUACGAGAUAGCCGCCCCGUCGUGGCCGCAGUGUGACUGCCGACGAGGCGAAAUAGGGGUCAAGGGCCGCAUCAUGCUUGGUCGGAAGCACCGGGAGAACAACGGACUUUACUACGGGGGCUACAAGUUUCUACAAGGGCUGCAGGCCAACCAAGACGAUGUUGUUACAUCACCGUCGUCGUCGUCCGAAUCCUCCAGCACCCAAGUCCUGCCGACCCUGACACAGGACCAACUCAUGUACGCAUCGCCCGUCAUCCAUGUCUGGUCUUACCCAAAGCAAGUCUGGAUGGACUUGUUGGUCGACGUUGUCCGCGAUGUGCAAUUCAAUACACAACCAUUGAAGUCGGUGAUGCUGCCGGAAGCUGCACAUGCCAGCAUCCAGACUUUCCUUACAUGUAUGGCCGCGCGAGAGUAUCCCGACCAGGCCAUACACCUAGUCGGCGGGCCCGGCACCGGCAAGACGUGCACUGCUAAAGCCAUCGCCAAAGUGUGCCAAAAGAACCUCCACACCCUCAGCGCGGGUACGUUGGGCAUCGGGCCGUCCAGGGCAGACCGGAUACUACGGGAGCUUUUCGACAGGGCACGGACAGCGAACGCCUGGGUGUUUAUCAAGAGCAGCGACGAGUUUCUAAGGAAGCCGACGAUAUCUGACCCGAAGGCGUGGAAACUCCAGUCUACUUUUCGCCGGCAUGUCAAUGACUUCAAGGGCUUGGUGUUCUUCAGCAGCGACCGCAUUCAAGAUCUGGACCCAGACUUGCAGGGCAGAAUCUCGCUCCAGAUAGACUUUCCCGCUCUCGGGCCGGAACAGAGGGAGCAAUUAUGGACGUCAUCUUUGAAGGAGAGCGCGUUCCACUUUGGGCUGCGCAGACACCGCAAUCCGACGAAAGAUGAGAUGGACCAGCUGAGCCAUAUAGAUCUGAACGGGAAGCAGAUUGAGAAUGCGAAAAAGAAAUGGAUUUCGUCGGCCAGCCAUGCCGGACUGCAGCUGAAGAACCUAAUAUCUAUUGCGAGCGAGAUGCAGAACGUCGGUAGGGGAUGUCGGCCAGCACAUGAAUGGAUUGACGACGACGGCUACGGCUCCGGCUCCGACGAGAACCAAAUGGAUGACUGGGCCAGGUAG
Molecule: messenger RNA, 2118 nt
Organism: Metarhizium robertsii ARSEF 23
Lineage: Eukaryota; Fungi; Ascomycota; Sordariomycetes; Hypocreales; Clavicipitaceae
Product: 26S protease regulatory subunit 6A
Exons: 2
Coding region: 1-2118 (705 amino acids)
Molecular function (GO): ATP hydrolysis activity; ATP binding
Source: RefSeq, a predicted model, not a curated record